UCUUACCUUCUUUUUAAGUUGGUGAUGUCUAUCCAUGUUGGGGCGGAAGCAAUCCCACCCCAACCCACAGAACCACUCCCACCCCAACCGCCGCAAGCCCUCCAACAACAACCGGCUCCUCAUCAUCCAAGGCAACGGAGGCGUGCAAGGCCACCAAUAUUCCGUACCCGUGUCCUUCUUUUUGGGAUGCCUGAUGAUGUGGUUUUGCGCAGAUACAGGCUGCCACCUCAUCUAAUCCUAGACACUCUCUCCAUAAUAGAGAGUGAUCUAGAACAAUCCAUUAGGUAUCCUACAGCAAUACCAGCAUUGACACAAUUCCUUGCUGUGUUACAUUUUGUUGCCACUGGUUCAUACCAGCAUGUGGUGGGAGAUCUGGUUGGCAUGUCGCAGGGCCAGUUUAGUAAGGUCCUGCGGCAUGUCAGCCAGGCUUUCAUUAAGCGAGUUAAGCAAUUUAUUGCUAUGCCUUUGGAUGUUGGUGCCCUAGAUGUGGUGAAGCGGCAAUUUGAGGAAGGUGGUAGUCGCUUCCCACAUGUUAUUGGGGUUGUGGAUGGCACACAUGUAGCUAUUGUACCACCAAGACAUAAUGAAGAAAUUUAUAGAAACAGGAAACUGUUUCAUUCUCUGAAUAUAAUGGUUGUUUGUGGGCCAUCCCUCCAGAUCCUGUCCCUGAAUGCUAAGUUCCUGGGGAACUCCCAUGAUGCCCAUGUCAUUAGACAAUCAGGGAUAUGGCAGAGAUUAAGAUCGAUGGAAGGACAAGACAUGUGGUUAUUGGGAGACCGUGGAUAUCCUUGCACCCCCUGGUUCAUGACUCCUUACAGUAAGCCCAGGCCAGGACCACAGACGGCAUUUAACUCCGCGCUUACUGCCACUAGACAGCUGGUGGAGCGCACGAUUGGUGUCCUUAAAGGCCGCUUUCGUGUGCUCCACCGCACUGGUGGCGACAUCAUGUAUUCGCCGGAGAUGGUAAGUAAAAUUGUGGUCCUGUGCGCUAUCCUACAUAACAUCGCUGUAAGGAGUCGCGUGGAGCUUCCUCAAACAGAGGAAUUGCCUGAUGAGGAGCCAAGGGUUGGUUGGCGAGUCGGUGGGGGGAGUGUUUCCUGGAGGGGAAACCAAGUAAGGACACGCAUUGUUCGUGAUUAUUUCAGCUGAUUGUUCCUGCCAAAUGUGAUGGUGCCGUUGGAGAUCCCACAAGCCUGGCAGGCAUCGUUGGCCGGAUCCAGGCUCAUUUGGAGGCCAUGUUGGCCGAAGUACAUAAUUUACAAAAUUUAAUUAAAAAAAAAAGUUUACAGUUUAUAAAAAACAUAAAAAUUACAAAAAUUUUUUGACAAAAUAAAAAAUAUUUUUGCUCCGUUAA
Molecule: messenger RNA, 1354 nt
Organism: Pseudophryne corroboree (corroboree frog)
Lineage: Eukaryota; Metazoa; Chordata; Amphibia; Anura; Myobatrachidae
Product: putative nuclease HARBI1
Exons: 4
Coding region: 25-1149 (374 amino acids)
Source: RefSeq, a predicted model, not a curated record